Anopheles coustani is the source of this 922-nucleotide messenger RNA. Its product is annotated as anaphase-promoting complex subunit 15. Gene Ontology annotation, biological process: regulation of mitotic cell cycle spindle assembly checkpoint. Bases 90 to 452 code for a protein of 120 amino acids. Gene Ontology annotation, cellular component: anaphase-promoting complex. The transcript has 3 exons. The record is from RefSeq and is a predicted model, not a curated record. Lineage: Eukaryota; Metazoa; Arthropoda; Insecta; Diptera; Culicidae.
UGUAAACAAAUUGAAAGCGGAACAAAGUGGUUUAGCAAAGAAACCCGUGCCGGCUAUUUUUUUUCAAAGUUAACGCACAAGAACUAGUGAUGAUUCCCUUCUUCCCUCCUUUGCAGCCAUCGUCGGCAUACGAUUUUUGGUUUUCCGUCGAAGAGUCAUACGAUGACGAUGCGGAAGUGAACACGAUGGAAACGGAGCAUCAGGACUGGCUCAACCGAAUAACUCUCAUCGGAAGCGAUUUGACGCCCAUCGGUAAAAACCUUGUCGAACACAUGGAAAAUAUGGAUACCGAAGACGAGGACGCCAACGAUGAAAGUGAUGAUUCGGAUAACUCGGACGAGGACGAUGACGACAUGGAUGAUAUCAACACCAACCGCGAUACGCUUCCGGAUCGGAUCCCCGGUGUGCAGGGCUACAUCGAGGACGAACUGCAAGCUAACGUAACGUUGUAGAAACAUGUUCUGAAGACUAAACCAAAGGCUUCCCGGCUUUGUUGUGCUUUGAGCGGGAACCAUACGUUUAAAGGAAAGGACAGUUCGGAGGAGAAAGCUGUAGGUUGUACGUUUUAUAGGUAAAUUUAACUGCUUGCCGUUAAGAUUGAGAUUCGGAAAAGCGUGUUUAAGGAACAGUACUAUUUUUGUGUGCCCUUAGCAAUUUCAACUCCAUUCACCAAUGUUCCCAUUUAACCGUUGUAGUCCUUCAAUACAUUCAACACGUUAAAAAAGCGCAUGGUAAAAAAUUGAACUAAGGAUAAUUUGAGCGAUCUUUUCUUUAAAAUUGACUCCAUAUUGGUUGCAUGUACCAUGCUCAGGGGAAACCAAGUUAAAAGGACAAACGCCUGUUCGCAAACAAUACAUUAGUUAACAUGAAUGCUAACAGUGAUAGAAAAAACAAAACUUGGUUCGAACGAACCGUUUCAUAA